This is a messenger RNA of Chaetomium strumarium, 1737 nucleotides long. RefSeq names its product enolase C-terminal domain-like protein. NCBI's taxonomy places the organism in Eukaryota, Fungi, Ascomycota, Sordariomycetes, Sordariales, Chaetomiaceae. The transcript is spliced from 2 exons. The coding region runs from base 139 to 1488 and encodes 449 amino acids. Gene Ontology annotation, biological process: carbohydrate catabolic process; amino acid catabolic process. Gene Ontology annotation, molecular function: magnesium ion binding; L-fuconate dehydratase activity. The record is from RefSeq and is a predicted model, not a curated record.
GCUGCCGACUGGAUUUAAAGCGGUUGUUAGCAGUGAGGGGAUUACUUAGGACAGUAGGUUGAUACUCGUCCUCGACAUCUCGUUCACCGACCCGUACCCAGCCCACUGCGCGUUCUCUCCCCGUAGCAGCCGCCAGCCAUGCCCGAAAUCACCAUCACCGGCUGGACCACACGAGAUGUCCGGUUUCCGACCUCUCUGGACAAGACCGGCUCGGAUGCCAUGAACGCAGCAGGCGACUACUCGUCUGCCUACUGCAUCCUCAAAACAGACUCCUCCUACACGGGCCAUGGCAUGACCUUCACCAUCGGCCGCGGCAACGACAUUGUCUGCGCCGCCAUCAACCACGUCGCCGAGCGCAUCAAGGGCCGCACGCUGUCCAGCCUGGUCGCCCACUGGGGCCAAACAUGGCGCCACCUCGUCAACGAUAGCCAGCUCCGCUGGAUCGGGCCCGAGAAGGGCGUCAUCCACCUGGCGCUGGGCGCCGUGGUGAACGCGAUCUGGGAUCUGUGGGCCAAGGUGCUCGGCAAGCCCGUGUGGCGGGUCGUGGCCGAGAUGACGCCCGAGCAGUUCGUCGACUGCAUCGACUUCCGCUACAUCACCGACGCCGUGACGCCCGAGGAGGCCAUCGCCAUGCUGAAGGAGGCCGAGGCCGGCAAGGCCGAGCGCAUGCGCGACGCCGAGAACAGCCGCGCCGUGCCGGCCUACACCACCAGCGCCGGCUGGCUCGGCUACGGGGAGGACAAGAUGCGCGCGCUGCUGCAGGAAACACAGGCCAAGGGGUACAAGCACUUCAAGCUGAAGGUCGGCGGCAACGUCGAGCAGGAUCGGCGGCGGCUGACCAUUGCGCGCGAGGUGAUCGGCUACGACAAGGGCAACGUGCUGAUGGUGGACGCCAACCAGGUGUGGUCGGUGCCCGAGGCCAUCGAGUACAUGAAGCAGCUGGCCGAGUUCAAGCCGUGGUUCAUCGAGGAGCCGACGUCGCCCGACGACAUCCUCGGCCACAAGGCGGUGCGCGACGCGCUGCGGCCGUACGGCAUCGGCGUGGCCACGGGCGAGAUGUGCCAGAACCGCGUCGUCUUCAAGCAGCUGCUCAUGUCGGGCGCCAUCGACGUGUGCCAGAUCGACGCCUGCCGCAUGGGCGGCGUCAACGAGGUGCUCGCCGUGCUGCUGAUGGCCCGCAAGUACGGCGUGCCCAUCGUGCCGCACUCGGGCGGCGUCGGCCUGCCCGAGUACACGCAGCACCUCAGCACCAUCGACUAUGUCGUCGUCAGCGGCAAGCGCUCGGUGCUCGAGUACGUCGACCACCUGCACGAGCACUUCCUGCACCCGUCCGUCAUCAAGGACGGCUACUACCAGACCCCGACCGACCCGGGGUACAGCGUUGAGAUGAAGCCCGAGAGCAUGGACCGGUACGAGUUCCCCGGCGGCGACGGCAGCUGGUGGCGGAGCGAGGAGGCCAAGCCGAUAUUGGAAAGCGAGAAGAUAUAACGAUGUGUAGGGAAUAAAGCAUCUUAACAGCGUUCUCCCGGGCGGUGCUAUAGUAAAACUGGAAUGGGUAAUAAAUGUGUUCAGGUACCAUGGCUUUUAUAACUCGAAAAUGGUGAAAGCGGGCAGCGCAAAGCUACGGGACAAGACUGGUUUGUUUGUUAGCGCGGAACGUCGCCCCAUCACGCUUUCCCUUUUUGUCUUACCUUACCGGGCGUGCAGGCUCAGCUAAGCAAAACCCUCAACCUAACC